Messenger RNA from Echinops telfairi (small Madagascar hedgehog), 2532 nucleotides. Its product is annotated as MOB-like protein phocein. The transcript is spliced from 8 exons. Lineage: Eukaryota; Metazoa; Chordata; Mammalia; Afrosoricida; Tenrecidae. Gene Ontology annotation, cellular component: cytoplasm. The record is from RefSeq and is a predicted model, not a curated record. Bases 22 to 699 code for a protein of 225 amino acids.
AGCCGCACAGACUCUGGCACUAUGGUCAUGGCGGAGGGGACGGCAGUGCUGAGGAGAAACAGACCGGGCACCAAGGCUCAGGAUUUCUAUAAUUGGCCUGAUGAAUCCUUUGAUGAGAUGGAUAGUACAUUGGCUGUUCAGCAGUAUAUUCAACAAAACAUAAGGGCAGAUUGCUCCAAUAUUGACAAAAUUCUUGAACCACCUGAAGGCCAAGAUGAAGGUGUAUGGAAGUAUGAACAUUUAAGGCAGUUCUGCCUUGAGCUAAAUGGACUUGCUGUCAAACUUCAGAGUGAGUGCCAUCCAGAUACAUGUACUCAGAUGACAGCAACUGAGCAGUGGAUUUUUCUUUGUGCAGCUCACAAAACUCCAAAAGAGUGUCCUGCUAUAGACUACACUAGGCACACACUUGAUGGUGCUGCCUGCCUUCUGAAUAGCAAUAAAUAUUUUCCUAGCAGGGUUAGCAUAAAGGAAUCUUCCGUAGCAAAACUAGGAUCAGUAUGUCGUAGGAUUUAUAGAAUAUUUUCACACGCUUAUUUUCAUCACCGGCAGAUAUUUGAUGAAUAUGAAAAUGAAACAUUUUUGUGUCACCGGUUUACAAAAUUUGUGAUGAAAUAUAAUUUGAUGUCCAAGGAUAACUUGAUUGUACCAAUUUUAGAAGAGGAAGUUCAGAACUCAGUUUCUGGGGAAAGUGAAGCAUGAAGGGAGUAAUGCAAAAUGUACUGGACACAUAAUUAGCAUUAAUUAUGUACUGUAUAUAAUUUUAGACACAUCAAUCAUGUACCCAUAUUUAGCUUCUUUGUUUAGUACAGGUUUUUGUAUGCUGUGUAUUGCCUUUUAAAAUGGGAAAUACUUUUUAAGUUAUUCAUGAGCUGUAUAUUCAUUCACUGGUGUGGCACUCAUGGUUUUUAAAUAAGAUUAGUGUUACCUGUUUAUAAUGCCUGUUAAUAAAAGAAUUUACAGUUUGGUAAAAUUGCUGCUAAACAAUCAUUGGAUCACAAUCCUCAUCAAAUAAACCCAUCUGUAAAAAGAUGAGUGAGCUUGAGGUUUCGCACAAGCCAUUUACUUAAAUCUUAACAUUUGCCUUUAUUUUACACUUGAGUUUAGGUAUUCUAGAAAAUUCUAUAGUACAUGCAUAGUUCAGUUUUGACUCAGUAUUUCAGGUAUGAUAUAAAAUCGUAUAUAAUUCUGUUUAUUUUUUGAUAUGCAUAUAUGAUCAUAUGUAUAUCUAAAAUGUAAAAAUUCAACCUGAAGUGUUAGUUGCUACAUAAAGUGUAUUCUUGGUCUGAAUAAUUUAAAAGGAUUUACCUUUUUGCAAUAAUGGACUCCUAUGUGUAGGAUGAAGAUGAUGAUGAUAAGGCACAUAGCUGACGUUCCUACUGGAAACCCUCUUGGCCCACCUCUUCUCAAUUUCCUUAACCCCCUUUCUGAACUAUAUUCACUUAGAAGCUUUUCACCAAACUGUUAUUUAGUGGUGGAUUAUACUUAUAUAUUUGUAUUAAUUGCUUACACAUUAUACCUCAAUAUUAGCAAUUACAUUACACUACAGGAAAAAAAAUGUAUUGGCAUAGGCUCUUACCUUUGUUUUGUAAAGUUGUUCUAAUUAGAAAAGUCUUUAAAAUAGUUUAAUUUUUCUGUUUAGUAAUACUGAUCUUUUCCUUUAACCAUCUGGGCAACAUUCAGAUGGAAUUGGAAAAAUACUGUAGUAUUUAUUUUGCACCCUUCUACGUGCAUAUUUUGUCUCAUCAGUAAUUUGCAAUAAUCAUAGGUUUCAAGGGUGUUGAUGAAUGGUCAUGUGUUGUUUGGACUUUAUAAUUGUCUUAAGGAUUCAGCUGCUGACUCAAUAAUGCAGUUUUUAACAAAGCAUUGGAGGUCUUAUGCAAAAUGAUUGUAAUAAGAUACUUCAGGUGAAAAGAUUGUUCAUACAGUGAAGAAAAUAGUGAAAUCUAUUUCUUGAACAGAUUGAACCAACAUGAGAGACUUUUUCAUUUUGAAGGAUUGUGUUGAAACAGAUCCAAUGUAUUCAUCUUAAUUUUUUUUAUUUGAGGGAGUGAUUUAUAUAAUAUGAGACAAGUGUGUAUAGCAAAAAAAAAAUGUGGGAAUUAGACAUACUGAGAGUGUAUAUAUAGUUUAUGCCUUUCCAAACCUGCCAGUCAAUUUGGCUUUAAACAGUGCUAUCAUAGCAUACAAGUCAUUACUGAGCCCAAUCCACAUUAUGUUUUAGGAAGUUCUGUGUUCACAGUGAAAGAAUGUUGAUUUUAAAAUUAUGUUCUAUUAAUGUCACUAUAAACCAGUGGGAUAGUAAUUUUUAAAUGAACUUGCUAAAUAUUGAGAGACUAAGUUAAUUAUAAAUAAGAAUAUAACUGUUUGCUCUGAAAGGUGUUUCACAGUGGAUUUCUAUUGCUUGAUUAUUUUCUUGAAGAUUUGAACUAAGGCAGUGAUAAGGAUUGGUGAUCUAGUGUAGUAUUUUGAAACAUUUUGAAUAAUAUGGCUUGGUGUUAAUGGGGAAAUAAAAUAUGAUUUUUUUCUUACUUA